Molecule: messenger RNA, 2767 nt
Organism: Notolabrus celidotus (New Zealand spotty)
Lineage: Eukaryota; Metazoa; Chordata; Actinopteri; Labriformes; Labridae
Gene: gid4
Product: GID complex subunit 4 homolog
Exons: 6
Coding region: 178-867 (229 amino acids)
Biological process (GO): proteasome-mediated ubiquitin-dependent protein catabolic process; protein targeting to vacuole; protein catabolic process in the vacuole
Cellular component (GO): GID complex; extrinsic component of membrane
Source: RefSeq, a predicted model, not a curated record
ACUUGAAUGCAGCAUGGGACGUCGCAUAGCAUAGUAUCCGUCCUCAGUGAUAAUUCCAUGGGCUAGCUUCCCAAAUCAAGGGAAGUUGUUUGACUUCAGGGGCUCACCCCGCUGGCAGAUCCUCUCCUGUCAGUCUCCUUUCUCUCUCGUACUGUUGUUGACUCCGUCGUUAAGUUCAUGACGGUUGCUGACGGUGACACCCUUGCGCUCAUUAUGCCUGUCCGAGCAGAGUGCUGCAGUACCACCGGCUUGGCCUGCCCAUCCCCGGUCUCUCUUUUCCCCCCUGCCCCGAUCAACACGUACCAGCCCGGGGUGGCCACCUCGCUGCUCUAUAGCGGCUCACAGUUUCGGGGAUAUCAGAAGAGCAAAGGCAACUCCUACGACGUUGAGGUGGUUCUGCAGCAUGUGACAAUGGAGGACUCAUAUUUGUGUGGAUACCUGAAGAUCAAAGGCCUGACUGAGGAGUAUCCAACACUCACAACAUUCUUUGCUGGUGAAAUUAUCAGUCAAAAAAGGCCUUUUUUAACACGGAAGUGGGACGCAGAUGAAGAUGUGGACCGAAAGCACUGGGGCAAGUUCAAGCCUUUUUACAAAUAUGCCAAAAGCUUCAACUCAGAUGACUUUGACUACGAAGCUCUGGACAACAGCGAUUAUGUCUUCAUGAGGUGGAAGGAGCAGUUUCUUGUUCCAGACCACACCAUCAAAGACAUCAGCGGUGCCUCCUUUGCCGGCUUUUAUUAUAUCUGCUUUCAGAAGUCCACAGCCACUAUCGAGGGGUACUAUUAUCAUAGGAGCUCUGAAUGGUACCAGUCUCUAAACCUUAACCACGUUCGAGAGCACAGUAUGCCUAUUUACGAGUUCCGGUGACGAACACACAGACGAGUAUCGAGUCAAGUUGAGGACUGUUCUUGCUGAUCUGUGGUUAAACGAGGUGGGAUCGAUGGAGAGCCCCUUAAUUGAAAAGACUGGAGCUGAUCCUGAUCCUUGCUGCAGGGCCCAACCUGUGAUCAGAUACUCUAUUGACGGACUGAAAGAAAGACGACACAGAGAAAGAGAGAGAGAGGAGCUGAUAAAAGAUCAGUGAUGGAUGGACCGUUUUUACAGUGAACAUAAGACUGCUGUUUGCCUUGAAUUUCAUUUUGAUCCUUGUUUUUUUUUUUUCGAUGAAUAUUUUGAGUUUUCAUUUUGUGUAACCUGAUUUCUUCAUGCUCUCAUAGGAUGUAGUCCCCUGUGGUUGGAAAUCAUAACAGGUUUUCCUUCACCAGAGACACUAAAAAUACACGCCUUUUAGGUAAGAGCUGCAAAAGAAAAGGGUGUAACGUUGUGAGAAGAGUUUUGUUCAGUAAAGUUUUGCCUCUUCUUUUAAAUAUAUAUAUUAUCCUUGCAGUCUGCACUCUGAUGCCCUAUAGUGAUUUGAGCAGUUUCAUGGUUUAUUGCCAGAAGAUUGCAGAAGAAGGGAGGAUGAUCUACUUUUUAUGCAAGGUAUGUAAAACUGAAGGUUAUAGUCUGGUUGCUCAGGGAUAGUAUGUGUGGGUCAUAUUGUAAUGCUGACAAACGACAGCUGAACAUGGGAGUUAGAAUUAGCUUAACAGCAAAGAUGGCAUCUGAACAACUAAUUUCUAAUAUUUAAUAAUUACCAAAAACUGCUGCUUUUCAGAGAAUCCUCUCUACACAGUUAUCUCACUGAAAACUUGCUUCAUGUCAGAUAUUUCUAUGCAAGCCAAAGGUCUCUAUUAGGUAGAAAUUCUAACGCCACUUUACUAUUUCAUUUGUCUUCCAGAGUGUUUUGAUUUAUUUGUCUUUAUCUUGAAUGAUGUUGAGUGAAAAGCAUAACAAAAGUAGGAACAUUAUGUAGAUGUAUUGAACUGAAAUGACCAGCAUUGAAGCUCAGAUAUGUGACAAAACAUUCCACCACAGUGAACAGCGAGAUUUGUCAGUCAGUCAAAGAUGUCGACAUACGGGAGACAUGAAGAAGAGUGGAGUAACGGUUUAUGUGGCAUGUACGAAACAGUGCAGUGUGUGAAGUCAGGACCUUUAGUUUCAGUCUACAUGUGGUUGCAGUUAUUUACAGUACUUCCAUCUACUGAAUCAGAUCAAUGUAGCUGAAUAAGUCAAUGUUACUGCAGUUUUGAUAUCGUACAGUAGUCGGAUGUAACAUCGACCGCUUCAAAGAACAUGCCUGUUGUCUACUAAGUGAACCUUUUGUAGCUAACGGCUACGCGUCUAAAGUUAAAAAAAAAAAAGGAGAUGAGAGCGAAAACCGCCUUUGAUGCUUUAGAAAAAAACCCUCUGCCUUACACUUUUAAACAUAUAAGUUCAUUUUUAAAAAGACUUUGUUGGUAGUUUUAUUUCUGUGAGAGAAUUUGUGGAAAAAAAGAAAUUGAACCCUUUUCUUGGGAAAAGGUUGUUUUAAGUUUUUUCUCUGGAGAGUGCAUGUACUCCGCCCGCCUGCCUGCCUCAUUGUUGCUCAUACACUUCAAGCUGACUCGCCCGACUGCAGCAUGACAAAGUGGAUUAAUUGAUGAGUCGUGGGGGAUAACUGAUGGCAGUGUAAUUUUUUAACUUAAGUUCAGUGGACGAAGUCCGAAAGACUUCAAAAUAAUUUCGCUUUUUUUUAAUGAAUCAUGAAAAGAAAAAUGUGCAAUGCAAGAAACAAAUGUUUAUGUGGGAGUUUGUCAUUUAAAGUCUGUUUGUUGAAAGGAGAUGAUGUAAAACUGCAGUGAUUGCAUUGUGUGAGGAGGAAUAAAGAUGACAUAUUUUGUACACA